Molecule: messenger RNA, 2624 nt
Organism: Cuculus canorus (common cuckoo)
Lineage: Eukaryota; Metazoa; Chordata; Aves; Cuculiformes; Cuculidae
Gene: SLC25A44
Product: solute carrier family 25 member 44
Exons: 5
Coding region: 391-1332 (313 amino acids)
Biological process (GO): branched-chain amino acid catabolic process
Cellular component (GO): mitochondrion
Molecular function (GO): branched-chain amino acid transmembrane transporter activity
Source: RefSeq, a predicted model, not a curated record
GGCGCGGCGUCAGCCCGCCUCUAAGAUGGCGCCGGAUGGAGGGCGCUGAUUGCUCGAGGCGCCGCCGUUCACUUCCGGCAGCCGAGCGGGGCCGAAGGGGAGGGGGCGGCCAUGGGACGGCGACACCGGCGGGGCCGGGCCGGGGCCUCUGUGAGGCAGCCUGAGAACCUGGACUUGACAAGUGACAUCCUGAUAUCUGGGAGCAUCAGAGACUCAGAAUGACCAGGGAGAAGCUGCUGUGGUUGCCAGUCCGUCUUCCUGCGUCUUCAUUAAAAGAUGCCAACGCUUCCAGUCUAGGCAACUGGGAUAGCACGGCUGAGCCUGGACCUCCGCUGUUCUUCUGAAGUAGAUCCAGAGCGUACCCCCUGUCCUGCCUCACUCCAAGGAGUCAUGGAGGACAAACGCAACAUCCCCAUCAUUGAGUGGGAGCACCUGGACAAAAGGAAAUUCUACGUCUUUGGGAUUUGCAUGACUAUGAUGAUCCGGGUGAGCGUUUACCCUUUCACGCUCAUUCGGACGCGGUUGCAGGUUCAGAAGGGCAAGAGCCUGUACAAAGGGACUUUUGAUGCCUUUGUGAAAAUCCUGCGGACAGAAGGGACGGUUGGGCUCUACCGUGGCUUCUUGGUCAACACCUUCACCCUGAUCUCUGGGCAGUGCUACGUGACGACAUACGAGCUCACUCGGAAGUACGUCUCGCGCUACAACAACAACAACGCCGUGAAGUCGCUGGUGGCAGGCGGCUCAGCCUCCCUAGUGGCCCAGAGCAUCACGGUGCCCAUUGACGUCAUCUCCCAGCACCUCAUGAUGCAGAGGAAAGGAGAAAGCAUGGGCAGGUUUAAGGUACAGAACCAAGACGGCAAGCGGGUGUUGGUCUUUGGCCAAACCAAGGACAUCAUUGUGCAGAUCUUCAAGGCCGAUGGCUUCAGAGGCUUCUACAGGGGCUACGUGGCCUCGCUGCUCACCUAUAUCCCCAACAGUGCAGUCUGGUGGCCCUUCUACCACUUCUAUGCUGAACAGCUUUCCAGCCUGACUCCUAAAGACUGCCCGCAUCUCCUCCUUCAAGCUAUAUCGGGGCCGCUUGCAGCCGCAACAGCUUCCACACUCACCAACCCGAUGGAUGUGGUCAGGGCUCGGGUUCAGGUGGAAGGCAAGAGCUCCAUCAUCCUCACCUUCAAACAGCUCGUGGCGGAGGAGGGUCCCUGGGGCCUGACCAAAGGCCUUUCCGCCCGCAUCAUCUCAGCCACUCCUUCCACCAUUGUCAUCGUGGUGGGCUAUGAAACCCUGAAGAAGCUGAGCCUCCGCCCAGAGCUGGUGGAUUCAAGACACUGGUAGAAGCAGCUGGUGGAAGAGAACCCUUCCUCUCAACCUGCUACAUCUGGACCUUGACGGUUAACAGCUUGGAGGAGAGGCAGCCACCGGUUCCUUUCUCUCUGGCUGGUUUCACAGCACGAGGCAGAAGCGAGAGCGACUGCAAUUCACCUCUAUGAUUCGAUUUAACACAGAGUUCUGCUACUGUCUCUGCUUAAAACGAUCAAACUGUGACCCUCGGCAACACCGUUUGCCUGUGACCUUUCAUUCAAGAGCCCGGGUGUGCAAACACAUCUUGGCAAGUUCCUAAUUCCCUUUUUUUUAAAUUAAAGACUCGCUGGCUGAAGCAAAAAGCCAGUUUAUUCUUUAAAUUAUUUUAGUCUUUGCCAAACUUCCCAGGAGGGGAAGGGCAGGGUGGAUCGGGUGCUCACUGCAGCUGAGCCACGGGCAGCUGGAAGAACAGAAUAGACGAGUGAAUUCCUCCAGUCACCCACAUUUAUUUCUAGAAGCUGUGAGACGAGAGUAACCUGGAACCACUCUUAAGACCUUAUUUACCGUGUUUUGAGUAGAUCUGUACAUACCUUAUCUGUAUGUUCUUGGAAAACGUUUCCUGUCUCUCAUCCUUCAAACAGCGAGCUGGCUGAUGGGAGCCGAGCUGGCUGUUUGUAAUUAGCUGAUGGCAAUUUUGACACCUAACCUAUGUUUUUAAUCCAUUGUUAUUUAAUUUUUUUAAUGUAGGGAAGCUUAUUCUGAUUUCUGGGGGGGGGCUGAGCAGUUGUGCUGUGGCCUUGUUCAAUGUGAGUGUCCGUCCUGCAUGUUCAGGGUGGCUGCUGCCACUUCCCAACUUUAGUUUAAGCACAAACGGAGGCGGAAUUUGGAAGUGUCAGAUUGCCAAGAUGAGAACCGGCGUGAUUUAAGCUACAGCUGGAUGUGAGGUGGGGAAGAAAAAGCUUGGACUGGCUUUUGAUCCAGUUCAAACCCGACUGGUGUGUUCAUAUUGAAUAAGAAGUAAUAGUUUGCUGAUACUGUGUAAGUUUAAAUCCUGCUUAUCCUGUUUGGGAAGGGCAAGGACGGUUCUUUGCACACUCUGCUGGAUCCAAAACCUUAAGCCAUGCUCUGUGUUCGUUACCAGAUGCAAACGAGCAGUCGAGCAGUGAAGCGAGAGGCUGCUCCUCGGGGAGGGAGGAUGCAGGGGUUGCUUGACUUGGCUCUGCGGGUCCCGGUGUUUGAGAUUUGCCUCUCGUGCUGCCAGCCCACGCGUGGUGCCCGCCCCAGUGCGCUGGGUAUCCGGGGCUGAGGAUAAAUAAAUAACAGCU